ACACGUCUCAAAAAAACGUACAAGGAAAUAUUUAAAACACUAUUUUUAGGCGAAAUUCAAGGUUUUCUAUAUCUCUUCCAAAAUGGUUGUCAUCCGGGGCAUGUAUGAGACCUCAGAGCUGUUUGCCUCAACUAUCGGGUGUGUGGGCCUACACCUGGCCAGUAUUAAUGUGUUGCCGAUGCGAUACCUCCCCGACCUGCCUUCAGCCUUGUGUCUCUUCUCCACCGUUGUGCUCCUCAAUUAUUGGCGAGUGCAAGCCCUAGUACCCUUGCAGCAGCUUUGGCAGUUUUUGCUCGAAAUGGUAGCCAUUUAUAUAAGCUGUCAGAUUGGCAUGUUUAUAUUUUGGGACCAGUUUUGUAUUGGAAUCGAAUGUAUACGUGAUUAUGUUUUAUCGACGAAAUCGGCCGUCCAUCUCAUGAAGAACAUGCCAAGAUUGUUUUUCUGCAUCAGGCAGGAUCUGUUCUAUAUUUUAAAGCUGGCCAUUGUGUCCCUUUUCACAUAUAAGGCUUUGAUGUUUACCCAAGCACUGGACUACAUUAUGCCGUGGCGCCGUACAUAUCACUACUUCUCAAGCUCACCCGAUAACAGGAAGAGCACUACACUUGUAAAACGAAGUGGAAGGCGGCGUCGAGAUGGAAGCUUCACAUUAUCAGAUUUGCCCAUAAUACCUCACCAAGAUCUAUCGCAUUUUGUCGAUUAUAGCAAUGGCAAAGAUAAGAUUACAUCACAUCAUCACCGCCAUAUUAUCGGGUGAUUGGACAGGACUCGGCUCUGAAUACUGGAGUGAAUUACUGUGGCUACACUUUGAAGUAGCCGGUAGCCCAAAAUACAUAUUUAUGUUUUUAUAAGUACUGUAAACAAACCAUUAUAUUAGAAAAUAUUAUUUCAGGCCUGUGCUCGUAUAAUAUAUAUAGUACAAAAAGCAA
Scaptodrosophila lebanonensis is the source of this 926-nucleotide messenger RNA. RefSeq lists its product as uncharacterized. Lineage: Eukaryota; Metazoa; Arthropoda; Insecta; Diptera; Drosophilidae. The record is from RefSeq and is a predicted model, not a curated record. The transcript is spliced from 2 exons. Bases 83 to 754 code for a protein of 223 amino acids.